Messenger RNA from Apiotrichum porosum, 852 nucleotides. RefSeq lists its product as uncharacterized. NCBI's taxonomy places the organism in Eukaryota, Fungi, Basidiomycota, Tremellomycetes, Trichosporonales, Trichosporonaceae. Bases 1 to 852 code for a protein of 283 amino acids. Gene Ontology annotation, molecular function: coenzyme A diphosphatase activity. The record is from RefSeq and is a predicted model, not a curated record. The transcript has 4 exons.
AUGCGACAACCACCAAUGCUCAUGUUCCGUCGGGCACUCGUCCGUCGCUGCUAUAGCACAUCGGCAGCGCUCCCGACGCUCACACCUCCUCCCGCAUCCUUUACGCGCGCCGAACUCGCCAAGAUCCAAAAGGUCCUCCUCCCUGCACCCAUGGAACCCAUCGCAACAUUGGCUCCCCACACACUGGCAAACAUGGCCAAACCGCCGCGUGAAGCUGCGGUUCUUAUCCCACUGUGCAACAUUGGAGGAGUAGCGCAUCUCCUUAUGGAGGUGCGUGCCGCGGGCUUGCGCGUGCAUGCCAGCGAAGCAAGCUUCCCCGGUGGCAAGUGGGAAGAUGGCGACGAGAACAUGGUUGCAGCGGCACUGCGAGAGACAGAAGAAGAGCUGGCUCUGCCCCAAGACCACGUCGAGAUCCUCGGCAGCCUUCCUCCAGAGUACAGCCUGGGUAACAAGUCACGCGUGUGGCCCGUGAUCGGCUUUGUCAACUGCGAAGACGCAGUUGAAGCAGCGAUAGAUGACGCUGUCGACCCGUCCGACCGUCUGCAUCGCCCAAUCCCUUCCAUAUCGCUCUCCUCGCUCAAGCCUGACGCAGGCGAGGUGUCCGGCCUUCUCCCCCUUCCGCUCAGCGCUGUCGCCGAUCCAGCACGCAUGUCCCCACACUACUUUCGCCUUGAUGGCCACCGCCCAUACUGGAAGAUCCGCUGCGGCGACUUGGUCAUCCCACCUCCCGAAGACGAGGGGCCCGAGCCGCUCGAGAUCUGGGGACUGUCAGGCUGGUUCCUCUCACGCCUGGCCGUGCGGUGCGGUUGGAGUGAUACACCUGAAGUCAGUCUUCCCCCAGAAGACGACUAG